Molecule: messenger RNA, 3091 nt
Organism: Schistocerca cancellata (South American locust)
Lineage: Eukaryota; Metazoa; Arthropoda; Insecta; Orthoptera; Acrididae
Product: netrin-3-like
Exons: 6
Coding region: 11-799 (262 amino acids)
Molecular function (GO): protein binding
Source: RefSeq, a predicted model, not a curated record
CCAGUGCAACAUGCACGCGCGCCGCUGCCGCUUCAACAUGGAGCUGUACAAGUUGUCGGGGCGCGUCAGCGGCGGCGUGUGCCUCAAGUGUCGGCACUUCACGGCGGGCCGGCACUGCCACUACUGCCGCGAGGGCUACUACCGGGACCCCACCAAGCCCAUCUCGCACCGCAAGGCCUGCAAAGCGUGCGACUGCCACCCGAUCGGGGCGUCGGGCAAGACGUGCAACCAGACGACGGGACAGUGCCCCUGCAAGGACGGCGUGACCGGCGUCACCUGCAACCGCUGCGCCAAGGGCUACCAACAGAGCCGGUCGCACAUCGCGCCCUGCAUCAAAAUACCGCGAGUGGCCGCCACGCAGAUCUCUACUGGCAGUGAAGAGAGUGGCGGUGGUGCCUCCACCAGCGGAAGAGACCAGUGCGGAAAAUGCCGUGCAGGGACACGGAGGCUCAAUCUGAACAAGUACUGCCGCAGGGACUAUGCUAUUCUAGGGAAAGUGCUGGAGCGUGAGACAGUGGAAGAUUGGGUGAAGUUCUCUCUGAGCAUCCAGUCUGUGUACAAACGUGCAAGGGAGUCACGUCUGCGUAGAGGCAAUACCUAUCUCUGGGUUCACAUGAAAGACCUGGCAUGCAAAUGUCCCAAAGUCAAAACCAACAAGUCCUACUUGAUUCUUGGAAAAGAACGUGAAGGUGACCAACCUGGUCUGACCAUAGGACGGCGCUCUAUUGUCAUAGAAUGGAAAGAUGAAUGGCACAGGCGAAUGAGACGCUUCCAGCAUCGAGCACGCAAAUGUGACUGAAACCUGUAGAGGAAACUCCACAUCUUGUGACAAAGGAUCAUUCACUUACAGAUUCUGCAAUAACAACAUGUGACAGAAAUAACACUACAGCAUAUUCUUAGCAGCUGCUGUGUGUUUUUCUGCUCAUUCACGGCCAUAUUGCUUUUUACAUUACAAGAUUUUAAGAAAGGUAUCGUGAGUAAGGUGCUACCUAUUUUUGGUUACCAACUGCUGUAUCCCAGAAUUCUCAUAAUUACGUUUUUAUGUAACAGAGGUACAAGAAGUCAGUAUUAGACUGUCAUAUAUAUAAAGUGUAACAUAUCAAACUGAAUGGUAAGUCAGCAUAAGACGCAAAACUAAUAACAUAUUCUCAAAAAUCAGGCUAUUCAUAGUAAAACAGGUUUCCUCUGGUAACACCAGUGAAAAUAUAUGUUAAGCUAGUAGUUCAAGAUGUAUCAUUCACCAGAUUCUUAAGUCCAAAUCUAAUAAGAUAAUGACAUAUCUCAGAUCUGCGAGUGAAAUCCUGCAAGUGCAACAAGUGUUAGUGGAAGAAGAAAGUUACCAGAAUCUUGUGAGAAUUGUAGACUGCAGGAAUAAAGCAGAAAUGAAAGUGGGGAGUGUGGCAAGUUCAUGAUUGUACAGAAAAGUAUUAGCCAAACCACGAUAAUGGUGGCAUUAUUUAAUUGAAUGUCUUUUGCAUUAGUAACUGUAUAUUAAGAACAAAUUUACAAUAUUAGAACUUUUCAUAUUAGAUAAUUUUUAUUAAUUUAUUAUUAAAUGAAUUUCCUUUGUUAAAGCCCAUAAUAUAAUGAGCAAGAUCUGUAUAAGAUGCAAUUAGUGUUUAGACAAAGUGAGAAGUGAUUUACUGCUUGUAGCUGCAAAUCUGCAGAUGUUUAAGAAAUUCAUGUUUGAUUCUUUUUGAAAUAAACAAAGAACAGCGAGAAUAGUUGCUUUAUUGUGGGAAGAGAAAACCUGUUAUGUUUCACUCUGAAAUACAUAUAGGGAAGUCAUAAACGGCAAAGUAAGAAAAAAAAACUGCUUUCUACACGAGUGACUUGUUGGGUCUUAAACAGAAUGCCAUCCAAAAACCAUAAAAGAAACAAACAAGCUGAUAGUUGUGAGUACUACAUUAAUUUCUAGAAUUUUAUUUGACCAUCAGCAUUAUUUUUGUGAUUAUCUCCUUGACUGUUGUUGCAAUGGAUUUGGCAUGUGCUCAGGACUGUGUGUAAAGGGCAGUUGCCCUUGUCCUACGAACUGCUAAAUCAGUACUAUAAUCAACUGUAUCAGAAUUUGUUUGUAUAGUCUCAGUGUCCAAUUUAACAAAAUUUUAAAAAUAAUCAUUACUUAAUGUAUCAGAGUUUGUGGACAAAUUCCAGUGUUUAGACAAGGUUUUCAUUUUCUAGUAUACUGUUUAAGUUUUAUGACUUUAUUAGAAAGUCCACUUCAUCUUUGUGGUUUAAGUAAGAAUUUGUAAUUAAGGCAAACACAUUUGAGAGAGCUUUUAGCUACAUUGUAAUUUGAUCACCCUUUCUUUUGCAAUUAAAUUAGAAAAUUUACUUUUGGGAAAAUAUAGGUUCAUUCAACUUGUUUAUUGCAAUUUCUUUUGCCUUUAAGCAAUCUGACUGAACAGCCACAUUAGAUUUACAUUUGUCUAGCUUGUGUUCAAUGUUCAUAUCUCUGACAAGAACUAUGGAGCAAAGCUACUUUAAAUGAACUUCACUAACUGAAACCCACUUGUCAGUUUUGCACAGGUUUGAUAAAGUGAAGUCUGCCAAUACACUUAGUUCAUAGACCAAUGAUUUUUGACUAUUAUUUAAAUAAAAAUAUUUAUAUCAUAUUUGUAAUUUUACACAAACUUUUUUAUGUGCUAGCACAACUUGUACAGUAUUAAUGUAAAGCUAUCAUGUGCCAUAACACAGUGUUGUAGGUAUGUGUCAGUAAGUUCCUAAAAUUGUGUUGCUAUAACUAAGUACUUUUGUGCACUUCAUCUUAAAAUCUGAAUUGCAGAAUUUUUUGUGUUCUGGUAUCAAGAAAGUUUCACUGAUGGAUACACAUGAAUGCGGGUCAAAAAUCGGCAGAACAUGUAUAUCAAACUGUUUCAAACAUUUAAAUUUCAUUAGUCUGGUUCACAGAUCACGGGCAUCACACAGUAUUGUCUGUCACCAUAUCUCACACUCGCAUUCACAGUCUGAUUGGUCAAUAACUGCAUAAUUAAAUAAAUUUAAAAUGAAUCCUGAGUAGAACACAAGCAAUGGAAUGAGUGAAUACAAGUGUGUGUGUGUGUGUGUGUGUGUGUGUGUGUGUGUGUGUGUG